Messenger RNA from Gilbertella persicaria, 444 nucleotides. RefSeq lists its product as uncharacterized. The record is from RefSeq and is a predicted model, not a curated record. The coding region runs from base 20 to 379 and encodes 119 amino acids. NCBI's taxonomy places the organism in Eukaryota, Fungi, Mucoromycota, Mucoromycetes, Mucorales, Choanephoraceae. Gene Ontology annotation, molecular function: serine-type endopeptidase inhibitor activity. The transcript has a single exon.
UUUCUUUUGUUACAAUAACAUGAAGUUGUAUUCAAUCAUUAUUUCCUUAUUACUUCCUUUAACAAUAGCACAAACAAGCAAUCCCAAGGUAUCAUUAAAACUUGAUAUUCAACAUCCUUCGACUUUAGAAAGUUAUGAAUUAUCUUGCGAUCCUGUUGGUGGGAACCAUCCACACCCAAUACAAGCAUGUGAUUUACUCAACAGCAUCAAUGGUGAUUUAGUAGCUUUUGAUAGCAUUUUUAUUCCUUGCGCUAAAUCCAAGCGCCCUGCUGUGAAUGUAACGAUCCAAGGAACGUAUUAUGGUGCACCUAUUCAUUUCGAAAGAACACACAAAAACUACAAAUGUGCUCAAACUGUCAUGAAUGGUCUUUAUCCUUGAUUUUUCUUAUAGUCUAUAUAAUAAAAAAGAAUCUCACUUCUGAGUUGAAGGCAGUUUUCCUUAAA